AUGCUGGACGAGCUGGAUAACGUCUUCGACGAUCAUCCAUCCUUGGAUGCAUCGCUCGAGGACUUUGAAAACAACAGCAAUGCUCAUCGCUCUCCCGUCUUUGGUCUACCUUCACAGCACUCUGGCUUUCGCUCUGAAGAAUCAGACGUCGAGGAAGAUGAUACGACUCCCAACGGCGAGCGCUGGUCUCCUCCUGGCCUACGUCAAUACGAGGGUACUGGUUGGUACCGUCAUCAGCCCUAUAUGCGCAAGGUCGAUCACGAUCGCCUGCUGCUGAAGCCCACCGUGGGUCUCAGCCCGAGAAACUCGCGUGAACCAAGUCCUCAGUAUGAAGAUGCCAACGAAUUGCCUACGGUAGGAAAACGCAGUGAUACAGACUCCAAGGAUAUCAUCGUCGCUGCCAGUGUGCCUUUGCCCAAUGGUGGAGAUACCCCGCUGAAGGGUCGAUCGCCCAGUCCCGGUCCUGCUCCACGAACUAACCACGAUGGCGGCCUUGAGUUUGGUCCUGACAACAAUCAGAUUAGCAAUUACAUUCGAUUUGCCGUACGCGCAGAAGUCCAGCAUCGCGAACCUCUGGCUGCCAUUUGUUCCUAUUUCCGGUCCAAGUUUGAUCGUAUGACUAGUACCAAAUCUAGCGCCACCCUUUCAAUCGUCCUACUAUUGCUCUCCUUUGCAUUCAUGCGCGCCCUGUUCCUACCUAGCGUCCCACAGGCCAUUCCCGAUCUUGUCAAAUUGUCCGGCUUUGCGCGCUCCUUUGAGCCUCUGAUCUAUUAUUCUGAAAAUGGCGUCCAACAGAUUGGAACGCUUCAAGAAACAGGUGUUGCCGUCUGGGACUUGAGUGAAUCGGUGCGCGGUACCAACAUGACCAGCGCGCCGAUUAUCGUUCGCCAGCUUGAUGAGCUAUCUGAAUCUUUGAAGUCGCUCUCUCUGGAGUUGACACGGUUCUUUGCGAAUGUUGACUCUGAUAUCGAUUCGAUUCUUAUUGUCAUGGAUUGGGCUAAACGAGAACUUGAGACACUGUCAUCGCAACCGCCGCGCACCUUGCCUUCCAUCGUCUUUGAUAAUAUGAACGAUAUGCUGUCGCAACUCGGCACUCUGGAGCGCAUUACCCUGCCCAAUCGAAGCGAAGCAGACGGAGACGGCAGUGGUGACAGUGAAGACGAGCUAGCUACCACACCCACUGUAUUCGGAAACAUUGUCACCACUAUUUUCGGGCAAACCGCAGCGCAGCGCACUCGGACUACUCUCACACGAACGUUCACUGAAUUCCUAUCUGUCCUGGAAGAAUCCAUCAACAGCGAACUAACCCAUUCUACCGCUCUGUUUGCGCUAUUCGAAUCCAUCGAUCGCCAAUUCCUAAAUCUGCAACGUACAGUCGUUCGCGAAUCUGAUGCCCAAGAACGCGCCGAAGGCGAAAUGCUCAGCUCUCUUUGGACCCGUGUCCUGGGCCCCGAUGCCGCUAUCGUUCGCAAAUACGAUAAAAACAAACGUCUUCUCGCCAACGUGCGCAGCAGAACAGUGGCCAACAAGCAUCUCCUGAUGGACCACCGCGGGCGUCUGCUCACUCUGAAAGUCAACCUUGAAACGCUGCGUCGCAAACUUGUCAGCCCACUCGUCCGCCGCAAUGACUCUGUCAGCUUUGUUGGCGUUGAGUCUAGCGGAAGUCGCAGUAAUGGACGGAUGCUGGGCCCUGUUGAAGCUGUUAUUGAUGGACAGAUACGCGGAUUGGAGGGGACUUAUGAUUACCUUCGUUCUGUCAGGGAGCGGCAGAAAGCGAAGCUGAUGGAAAUGGUCUAUGGGGCCGGGCGCAGGCUUCCGUCAAAUUCAAUUCUGACGGGGUCGGAUGAUGGUGCUGAUACCAUUGAUGGGUAUUGA
Molecule: messenger RNA, 1875 nt
Organism: Aspergillus ruber CBS 135680
Lineage: Eukaryota; Fungi; Ascomycota; Eurotiomycetes; Eurotiales; Aspergillaceae
Exons: 2
Coding region: 1-1875 (624 amino acids)
Source: RefSeq, a predicted model, not a curated record